AUGACUGCUACAGACUCUAAACAAACAUCAACGGAGGAGGAGCCCUCUGCACCGAUGGAGGAAAAGGAGCCCAGCAAGACGAACAUCUCCUCCUCAGAUCCUGUCUCCACUGUCUCUUCAUCACCCCUUCUUGUUGUAACCACUAUGGCACCCACUGUCCAAACUGAACCAGUGAUGGAGCCAAAAGCAGUCUCAGUGGCUACUACGGCCAGCACGGCUCUCUCCUCCCCAACUGAAGCCAGCCCGGCCAAACCUGCUGUAACACCAUCCUCAAUUGUUGAUGGGACUGUUGAAACAAGCCCAGAUACCUCACAUAUCGCCUCAGCGUCAGACUCCCUGACAUCCACUGGGACAACCCUCGUCAGUAUAUCGGAAGCACCUUCACAGCCGAUGCCUGUUUCGCCACGUGCGACAUUUGGCAAUAGUGACCAGGAGGAGGAUUUCCCUAAUGUUUUGACCUUCAGAGGAGUUAGUGUCACUCUGGAGAACAACAGUGUGUGGAAGCAGUUCAACCGCUGUGGGACAGAGAUGAUUCUUACCAAACAGGGGCGCCGCAUGUUCCCCUACUGCCGAUAUCGCCUGGCUGGUCUGGAUCCUGACCAGCUGUACAGUCUCGUGCUGUCCAUAGUUCCAUCAGCCCCGUAUAAGUACCGCUGGCACCAGCUCAAUUGGGAGGUCACUGGACAAGCAGAGCACCAGGCUCAGGGUCUGAUCCGUGCCUUUCCUCACCACUACUCACCCUGUCGGGGCUCGGAGUGGAUGGGCAGCUUGGUGUCCUUCUACAAACUCAAACUGACCAAUAACCUCCAAGAUCAAGACGGGCAUAUAAUCCUACACUCCCUGCAGCGCUACAUUCCAAGGAUUCACGUGAUUCCCGUCCCGGAAGGAGACGUAUUCUCUCCCGACAAGCCCGUGGUUAUGGGACCAGAGAGCAUGACCUUUACCUUUCCCCAAACUGAAUUCAUGACUGUGACGACGUAUCAGAACUUUCGAAUCACCCAGCUGAAAAUUAAUCAUAAUCCGUUUGCAAAAGGCUUCAGAGAGGAUGGGAACAACACCCGCCUGCAACGAAUCACACCAGGAGCUCAGCCUGUGGUGAAGUUAGAUAUUCAGCCUACUGUUUUAGUACCUGCUGUGAUAACUGAAAACCUUGGGGAUGUGGAUCAAAGGUGAGUUUUUUCUGUUUUUGUUUUGUCUGUUUGUGAACUUAAAUGUAAUCCUGCACUAUAUUGUAGCUGUAGUGUUCAGCGAUAAUAAGUUCUCAUAUAGCUUACCUCUCAUACAUCAUUUAGAACUCAUUAUUCUCGGUAUUAAACUUGAUUUCUGUUAGGGCACUUGAUCUGGAUAGGGAGAUGUUCAUGCAAACGGUAAAUAGUUGGCAUAGGGAUUUGAAAAUUGAUCUUAAAGGUGGGGUAGGCAGGAUCUGAGGAAGUGCCAGUUUUUGGGAGAAAUCUUGAAUGUAAACACUACCUCUCCCAACCAGUUUUCCCCUCAGCUCCUCCUCUCUCCUUCCUCUCUGCUCCAGCAAGCCCCACCCGUAAACAGACGCUCACGCUCGCUCGUAUCGUUCCAAUUAAAUUCAGAUAUUAUGCAGAUAAACACUCCAGAUGAUUACAAAUGGGGCUAAGUCAACGUGAAAGUAAAAAGCAUUGGUGCUACUGAAGAUGCCAACAGACUACCAGCAAACACAAUGAUUGCAGGACUUCUACAACUAGCAUAAAGUGACAUAGUCCAGGACAAGAAACACUUCUGUUACACUUGGCUUACUUCGUCAAAGCGGGUUACCUGUCCAGCAGAAAGGUUACAGGGUCCGUAAGAUCCCGAAACAUCCCCCAUCAUUGUUGACCCGGCUUCUUAGCUCUUGUCUGGGUGGUUUACCUCUGUUUUAAGUGCCGUUAUUCUGCCAGAGUCUCCGGUAUUUACUUCAUUUUCUUGCUUGUGUCGGUGGUCAUGGCUGAAGGAGUAUUCAGACAAAUUUCUGUACUUUCUGGUUGGUUUCUACUGUCCGAUAUUGUGGCACGCUAACUUUGUUUGGGCUCAUGAACGACAUGGGGGAGCAGCGUCUGCCUCACAACCAAUCAGCACUGAGGAGCAGCAUCCGCCUCACAACUGAUCAGCAUGGGGAAGGUGGGGAAUGGCAUUGUUUAUAGUCAGAAAGAGCGGAGCGCUCUGAAAUUUUAAAAUGUUGACUACAUAGACAUAACAAAACACUGCGAUAUCGUGACAUUACCAAAGGUCAUCAAUAACUAAUAGCUAUUGACUGAUAUUAAAAGCAUUUUUGUACAUACACCACAAAAAAAGAAGCUUCUUUAACAGAUUCCUGCCUACCCCACCUUUAACUGCAUUUGCCACUCUUCUGUAGAGUUGGGUGGUUUAACCAUGUCGAUGUGGUAAAACCUCCCACACAUUUUUCAGGGGUGUAGGGUAUCACCGUGACACUGAAUACAUAAAAAUCCCCUCCGAGGGCUUCAGAAGAGCCACCUAAGUUUUUAGUUUGUAUUGUCAGCAUGCUGUCCACAUUAUAUUAAAACAAUAAAGAAACAACCUCUUCACACCAGUAUUACUUAACAUAUAAUCUACUUUAAAAUAAGGUCGUUCAUAUUCUUUAACUGUCUUUAAAAUCACUUCUUGAAGAAAACGAGAGAAAGAGCAAAAGAACAUGCAGUUACACACAAAAGUGAAGGGCAAAGAAACAAAAACUUCAUUUAGAUGUCUGUGCCGAUGUUACUCAGUUUACCAGGGAAGUGUGUGAACGUCUUUUCAGGCUGAGUCUCUGUUAGAAAAAGGAUGCGGUCUGAGCUCAUGCAUUUGCACACAGAUUUGCAUGGGGUUCUAUUCGUCUUGACCUGGCACUAGAGGGGCUCUAUGGCAUCCCUGCAGCUGCCAGCAGGUGAUUGAUCCUGAGAUGGGCCCGUGAAAUUGAAGCGUUCCCAUCCCUCACUGUGAUCAUCUUUAUGCAAAUCUGCACACAGCCUUGACAGGCUUGCUAGUCCCCCCCGUCAUUUGGUUGGGACUCUUAAUAAUGCCAAAUUGUAUAGGUAUUCAUUUUAACGGACCUUCGCAUGACUCUGGCAUGUCAGUGAACAACAGAGAAACAGAGUGCAUUUUGAUAAAAGACACAAACAUUACAAAGGUAACAACCUGAAGGACAACUUGUAGAGAGUCAUAGCGUCGGAUCUCUCAUAUGACAAUGGUUUGUGUGCUUUAACAGUUUGCUAAAUGUCUUUGUUUUAACUUUCAUCUGUGCUAACGUAAGCUAACGGUUGUUACCAUAGUUUCAGGUGCUUAUCUGGUACUGGCCCCGACUCAGUAUUUGCUAUCAUGACAGAAAGCCAUCUCAAUACUAGUGUCUAAUCAGAACUGAAAACAAUCAGCGACUGUGGUACAGUUUAAGCUCCUGAACCAAGCAGUGAAACUCACCAAGUUCUCUCCUCUUUUUUGUAAUAUUGGAUGCACCCAUGUGCUACGUUUCUUUUUCUUUUGAGAAAGCAAAAAAAGUACCAAUUUGCCAUCACCUGAAAUUGAAGUAGACUCCAUUUUUGUCCUCUCGCUUCCAGCCGGGAUGCUGGUUGUUAAGGGAAGGUCCCGCCUUCCUUCACCUCUGAUUGGCUAGAGGUGCUGACCGUUUGGCUUGAGCGUGUGAGCACGUUUCCAGCUUUUUCUAGCCAAUCAGAGGCAAAGGAGGCGGGACUUUUGCCGGGAAAAGUCUUCCCUGGGAUGCAUCUUUUUCCCCUCGGAAAGUCGCAAAAUCGCGUCGGGCUUGAUGUGUGUAGUCAGGCAUGUCAAAAUUCGCCUCCGAAUAUUUCCUGAUUUCGUGUUCUAAAUUCGUGUCGGCCCCGGUGUGUAAGGACCUUAAGUCAGUCGGCAUUAUGUUGUUUUUACAGUAUUUGGUGCCAAAGUGUGGGCAUCUGCACCUAAAUCAUCAGCAAGGUUUUCAUUGGAGAGCAGAGAUCCCAGUGAGAAAGCAUUGACAUACAUGUGUGAAUGUUGAGGCCGAGACUUUUUAAUGCAUGUGAUGAAUCCAGAUACAGAUCACAUAGUGUAAUAACCAGGUCUAAAUGCUGUGUUACUCUGAUCUUAAAGUCUCUUUGAAAAGUAAUAUUAGCUCUAUAAAGGAUGUUUGGAUUGAAAUAUGACUGAGUUUGAAACUUGUACUUUCAUACCUAAAUCAAAUCUAGAUCCAUGUUUUUAUAACUUCAAUCAUGUCUGAUUCAGAAAAAAAAUUAUAUAAUCCGUCAGUGACUUUGAUGACAGCUCACAUCAGCUAUCAUGUGCGUAUUUAGAGGGGCCUGUCAAGAUGACUGUGUUAUCUGAUGUAGGAUUAAUGGUGAGGAGGCAUUUGUAAGCAUACCGCAUGGUCAUGAACUUAAACCCAAGAGACGGCUCAUAAUUUAACCUCUAGAGUGAGCCUUUAAAACCCCGCGCCGCAUGCUGUUUCAUCUUCAGUAAUGAGAUGAUCACAGAUUCAGUGUUUUCAGCUGUCGGUAAGCUUUAUUAUGUUUUCCUGUCUUACAGCACAAAGAAUGAAACCACCCCUCCGUCUGCUCCGGUAGAGCAAGAAACCAGACUGAUCCUGAAGCCCAUAAUGUCUACCUCUGCCAAUAAGGGUGAUCCAUAUGUCCCCUGUAUAAGAGGAAAUCAUGCCCUCGGGGAGCUUGUGCUCGUUCAAAAGCAUCCACCUGCGGAAGCUGAGGACCAAUUGAAUGCUGUCACUGUAACCCAAAAGAAACAAAGAGGCUACAGGUUUUCCUGCAAAGCAAAAUCCAGGCCUCCCUCUUACAAAACUUCAACGCGGGGGUCAUCACUCGGGUACCACAAGAGGAGGAAAAGGAAGAUCAACAGGCGCUGGGCAAAUUCCCAGGGAAAAUUGUGGAAGGCUGCAGCUGCCUCCCCCACAGUCGUCCACAGUCCGUCAUUAACCGUCGCUAUGCAACCAGAGCUGGAUGAUGUAGAAGGCCUGCUGUUUGUGUCGUUCACCUCAAAGGUAAAAACCCCUAUACAUUACUGCAUAUCACACUGUUUGUAACAUGGCGUGGCGUCUCCUCCUGAUGUAAUAUAAGUGUGCCGUCUCUUCACUGAAACCACUUUAACUCCUAUAUUGGCGUUUGGGAUUGAAAACAAUCAUUUCAGACGCAAAGUUUCGAGUGUUCUGAAGCUGUGAUAUUUGUCCAUCAUGUGACAGGAAGCUCUUGAGGUUCAUGUUGGGGACAAGCCAGCCAGUUGCCCAUUCUCUGCAUCCUCAGUCACCAAAACAACACCCACGGAGUGUAGGAAAACAGGUAAGCUCUUUAUAUAUUAUCUCUCUGUUCCUGUAGAAACGUUCUUUCAACUCUUUCAGUUUCUUCACAAUGCCUCAGAUUUGCACAAAAUAUAAUGUUUUUAAAUCCUGUAUCGGUUUUCAGGUUUCCUUUUCACGUAAGAGUUUUUAUAACUAAGUAGUGGCCUUGAAUUUAUAAUAUUCCAAUUUGCAGCUCUUUGUCAGGGAUCCUGUCAAAGAGCUAAAAAAUGUUGUAAAUUCUUUUCAUGAAACUGUUUUGUUAAAAGCUGUUUAUUCGUCUGGUACUUUUGGGUUUCUAGAGGGAGGCCCAUGAAUACAGAUAUCUCACUGCUGAAUUAAUAUUAAGCUCCCCUCAACUCUGCAAAAUCUGGCCCAAUGUUUUCAUGCAACAUCAAAAUCGUUGCAUAAUUAAAUCAAACAUGAUGCUGAGUUUACAAAUCUGUUUUGACGAUCCCUCAAGAACAUCGGUCCGACAGUAAUUUCAGGCUUGAGAAGAUUGGCAAGUUAGGAUGUUACACUUGUGCUAAAAAGCCUCUCUGAGGGGAGCUUGCAGCAGGCCUGCACAGAUACUUAUUAACAAGCUUGGCAAGUCAAGGAAAGAUUACCCAGUGUGUUUUCCACCUUGCAAGUGGUUCAUCCUUCUCGUGAGUCGUAGCUUUUACCAGGUAGUUUUUGACUCUGCAGGACCUUGGAGAGUGUGUGAAAAAAACUCCUCAGGGACUUUUUGGCAAGGACAGCAACCUUUGAUACCACUUCAAUGCUGCAGCUUGAUGUCUUAUUGUGUUGCAUCAUUUCUGAGGUUACUUAGGCCUAAACCCAAAAGAUGAAGUCCAUUUUGAACCUUGAGUAGAAGUAAGAUGCCGCAUCCAGCAGCUCCUGACUAGCUUCAUUUUUGUAUUUCUGGUUCAUUUAGUUUGCCCUCUAUGAGGUCUGUAUCCUCCUCUUGCAGUGUUAAAGAGGUGUAGUCGCACAGACUGAUGAUGUCUAUAUCAUCCUUGAUAGCAUUAGAUGUUGCACUGUUUGUGUCCACAGUAGAGCAUGACACAGGAGCGGAUUUUCACCCCUGUCCCGUCACACUCCCAGAGAAAAAAUCCGGUCCCAUCCCAAUCCCGGACCGGAGUAAAAAAAUGAAUCCUGUCCUGUCCCACUCCCGUAGAAUGACUCCCACUCCCGUCCUGCUCCCACUCAAAAUUACUCCCACUCCUGUCCCGCUCUCGUUCCAAUAAAACCAAACAUGUUGAAAAAACGUUGCAUUUUUUAUUUUUCUUGAAUAAAAAGUUUUAGGUAAAAGUGGCAGCCGAGUCGGAGCGAACAUGCCCCGAGUUGCUUUUUCACUUCCGGUGGUGACAGGAAGUCAAACCACUGUUGUAGAUCUUUUGUGUUGCUAGUGCGGUCGAGAGUGUCGGCUCUCACUGAGAGAUGACUACAAAAAUGGACGCAUCUGUUCAUCUGGUUGUUUAACACGGCUGAAUAUGAUCAUCCAUUAAUGUUGUUCCUGUUCCCGUUGCUUUUUUCCCGUCCCGUCUUGAUCGCGGGAUUAAUUAAAAAAUGACUCCCAUUCUGCGGGAAUCGCGUGACCCAGGGGAAUUCACAAAAAAUGUCAUCCUCUAGUCCACAGACAGGGCCUGUGUGAUGGUCAUCUAGUGCUUUAGUACCAGGCUGACUAGCAUCUGUAUGGAACCCUAUCUUGUCGGCAUUCUGCUUAUAAUUUAUAGAACUGAACCUUUGAAGCUAACAGUGGUUGUCUCUUUUGUGAGAGGUCCUCUUAUUUGAGGCAGCAGCAUCACAUUUGGUUUUACGUUGUCUUUAGUGUUGGAGAGAAAGCCGUCAACGCCUCUUGCAUUCCUGUUUUAAUGUUCUUGUGUGAUCUUGUGAGAAAAAUGCUGUUUAUGGACAUUAACUGCUCGGUUUAAGUCUUCAUUAUCACCAUAAACUGGUUUGUCAGACUGAUGACAAGUCUGUUGUUAUGAUAAUACUGCUCUUUUUUGGCUGUUUGUGUCCUCUUAAAGCUAUAGCUGUAGCUGGAGUUAAAAUAUAAUGGGCUUUUUGGAGGCACAGCAAAUAUCAGUAAACUAGUAAUUCUCUAACCUUGAUUCUGUGGUGUUUCAGUGGAGGAGGUUGCAGAGAGCGAUGAAGAGAAGAUAACCCGCUUGGAGGCCGUCCUGCUGCAGAACCUCAAAGUGUUCAAACACAGACAGGUGAUCCAUCCUGUGCUGCAGGAGGGUGAGUUCACACAGACACACCAAAACAUCCCCACGGCUGAGUGUGUUUAUUUUGUUCUUUAUUGACGGUGCUGAUGAGUUUAUCUCGGUGAUUCCUUCAUGUCUUAGUGGGCCUGAAGCUGACCUCUCUCGACCAAACAAAGCCCAUUGACCUGCAGUAUCUCGGGGUUCUCCUGCCGCUACCUCAACCCAUAUUCCCGGAGAACAACAGUGCUGCAGCUCCUGGUGGUGAGUUGAACUGAUCGUUGACAGACUACACAUGCUUGUUAGGGGUCUGUUACUGUCCUGGGGCAUUUAACUGGCUGUACUUGGACACGGAAAUGUUUGAUGUUGGUUUUGAGUGGUCUGUUGUAUGUUAUGGGUCUUAGACUGUCCCUGAGCAAAGGUAUCUUAGAGGUUACAGAAAAUGAUCCCAGAUUUGAUUGUAGAAUUGAAGUGAUGUCUUUAAUAUUGGUAAGCCGAGUACUCUAACUAGAGAGACUAACGCUGUUGAUUCUCUUUUCAGAAGAAGGGUUACCCUUUAUCUCACGGACUGGAAAGACAAAUGACAUGACAAAAAUAAAGGGAUGGAGGAACAAGUUUAUGAAAAACAAAGAAACCUCUUCUAACUGUGAAGGUAAGUUAAUGCAGUGCAGUUUUUUUCUCAAAAGUUUUUUUAAUGACCAAAACAUCAGCAGAACAAAACUCCUCAUGUGUAAUUUUCUGCUAUUUCUCCUCCUGAAGGAUCACAGAAAAACCUGUCCGCAUUCUGCAGCGACAUGUUGGACGAGUACCUGGAGAGUGAAGCUCAGUACAUCAGCGAGCGCGCUGCUGCCUUUUCCACAAACCCUGAGGGCUCUGUGUCCUAUCAGCUCCCUGCAGUAAGCUCCAGCUACGUCAAGACCCUGGACAGCAUACUCAAGCACCGAAAUGUUACUUCCAAACCCUCUGGAGAGUCCAGCAGACCUUGCCCACUUUCCCACAAAGCCGUGGACUCCUUUGGUCUGUCGUCCGAAGCUUUCCCUUUUCAAGAAUGGCAGUCUGCAUCUACACCGGAGCUAGCAGGAGCUAUCACGAAAAAGUACGUCUUGUCAUUUGUUUUGUUAUUUUAGGGGUUAAGAAUUAGAAAUAUUUUCAAAGCAAGUCAGGGUGAAGCUAUUAGACAACAUAGUGGGUAAAAAACUAGAGGGUCUGUAUAUUUACAAGACUUGGUAAGCACUUGAUCUGAGUUUGCUCAAAGGUCUUAACAGUUUUGAGUUCUUAUUCCUUGAUGAAAUCUUUAUUUGUUAAAGCAUCCUUUCCCUGUGUCUUGUUUCUUCGCUUCAGGUCCAGGCGGAAACGGGCCGCGAUCUUUGAGCAGAAUGAGGAGAUGACAGUCAGACCUCCAGGUAUCACUAAGAGCCUGGGUAAUCUGAUGCAGCUGGAGCGGAGGGGUCCACGCAAAACACUAUUGGAUCCAGACAGAGUGUCAGUGGCCCUGUCUGCUGUACUCACCGAACAGGUAUGCAGUACAGCAGGGUCUGUGUUCACUUAUAUAAAUUAUGGUUUUAACAGUCACAUUUCACCUAUCCCUCUUUCCUUUCUCUAAAUCAGAUGCACCCCAGUCAGCUCUCUAAGGCGACUGAGUUUCUAAAGUAUGAACCUGAGAGACCUGAAUGUAAUCAGGUCUUUUGCAGACUGGGCUGCGUGUGCGCCAGUCUGCAUCAACUGAACAGAGGUCCCGUCCACUGCCGCCAAUCUGGCUGCAUGUUUGGCUGUAUCUGUAUCAAAAGUAAGAUGACCGCAGAGGAGAGUGAGCAACUAAAUGAUCCUGCUAACAGUAAGAGUUUCAUCACUUUAUGUUUUUUGGAUAUCCAGAGAGAGAGAGAGUGCCGAAUUUCAUUUAAAGAUAGAACUCUGAGGAUGAUGUUACCGGCUUCAAUUUUCAGCCCACUUUGUUCACACACCCAUCGGUAAGACAAAAGUGUUAAUGACUUUGCUUUUAUCUCUCCCUAGCCAUGACUAAUGUGGAGCAUGUGGUCCAGUCUAGCUUGGGCUCCCAUGCUAAAAGACUGUGGAACCGCAACGUUUUUGACGAGGACCCAGAUCCACUCCUAGCUCCAAAAUCUGCUCCCACGCAGUCAGUUAAACUCAAGAAACGUAAUAUGGUACGUCCAGCGCAACAAGUAUAACAACAUUUCUCCAAUUGUGUUUUUUUUUUUUUGCAGUAAUUCUUUUUGAUUUAUGCCUUAUACUCUUCAUAUACAACUUAUCUACCUGUGUUUAAAGGGAUAUUCUGAUGUAAAAUUAAUUUAGGGUCAGACACACUGUAACACUGAAUUAGACACCCGGUCAAGAGAUUAAUGUUAGUAACGACUGCAGAUAGCAAUACUUAGGGCUACGCGCUCAACCAAAACGCCACUCUAUAGCCACAAAUAAUGCUCAGAACAGCACCUAACUUCAUCAACAGUACAUAUAGGGUCCUAGCCACAGCACUAGCCACCAAACAUCUUUUUAGCUUUGCCUCAUUUCUUUAGCAAAGAGACUAAACACAACUCACCUACUCUCUUCCAGCAGCAACUUGUUUGUACGGAGACCUCCAGGCAAGUCCAUGGACUGCAGCGGGGUGUCGCAGCUCAAGGAGGAACAUUCAUGAUCAUUACUUCAUAAUUUCCUUGAAGUAAUAACCACUAAAUGAAUCAUUUUGCACUGCAGACACGGUAGUUCUUCUGCCUUAGUGUCUCAGUCUGAUUGCAUUUCCAUGAAGAAAUGAUCAUAAAUGUUCUUCCUCGAGCUGUGUCACCCCGCUGCAGUCAAUAGACUCGCCUGGAGGUCUCCGUACAAACAAGCGGCUGCUGGAAGAGAGACGGUGAGUUGUGUUUUUCGGCAACAUUCAUCUCUCGACGGGGUGUCUAACUCGGUGUUACGGUGUGUUUGACCCUAACUUAAUUUUACGCCAGAAUAUCCCUUUUUUAUCGACCCACAAAUCUUCCAGAAACUGAGGAUGUUACUCUGUGUUCAGUUUAAAACUCAACUCAAACUUCAAUGAUGACUCUGAUUGCAGAUAAAAGAAGAGGAUAAGGGCCCGGUGUAUAAAUACCUGGAGAGUAUGAUGACAUGUGCUCGUGUGAGAGGCUACAACAGCAAGCCUCCCCCUGAAGUGGCUGUACCCACGACACCUUAUACCUCCACACCAAACACCACUUACAAACCAGAGGAGCCAAACACAGACAAUCUGCUGAACAGGUGCCACAAAUUUGGUCUGAAUGUUAAAGAAGCAGGUAAGGAAGAUGCAGCAAAUACACAGUUUGAAUGAAAACCUCAGUCUGCUUCUUCAAAACAUCUUUUAAAUAUUCUUGGUUGUGUCUUCAAAGCAGAAAAGACCUCUCAGGGAUCGACCUCCAGUGAGCCAGAUGCAAAAAUGACAAUUGAGAUCCAGUCAGCAUGCAAGUGGGAGAAGGACCAAAAUGUAGUCCUCGAAGCUUUGUAUCGACGUAUGACUCAGAAUCGGAUGUCUCGUCGCUUCUGGGUUGGACCUUACCGCAUCCGCCCGCUCGCAAGGAUCUCUUUGCAGAAGCCAAGCGGCUCAGUCGUCACGUACAGGGUAAGAGUCUAAGAGAUGGUGCAUGUGGCAAUAAUAUGACUUUUAUCAUUUUAUAGUAUUCAUUAAUAAAAUGUCCUGUCCCCUUCUAUUUUGUUCUAGAUUCACAUCAGUAAACCACGAAAAGCCAGUGAUAACGAUGAAGACGAGUCUGCUGGUAGUGAUGAGGAGCAUUAUGCCAAUAGAAGCCUUUCAGCAAACGCAGAAGAGGAAGCUGGUCCGGCUGAAAUCACACCGUUUCUCAGUGGAGUGAUACCAGCCGGCAUCCUGAGAGUCAGGACCAAACCUGUGAGCUGCCAAACAAAUGGACUGAUUCAGGUGAGGCUCCAAGAAAUGACAAGUAUCUGUAACACUGGGGUGUAGCCUGAGGGCUGUGCUAUGAGGCAAGGCUGGAGAUUUCAAAUGUUAAAGGUUUGCUGUAGUUCAACCUCGCCAUGGCUAUUGAACAUGUAACCAUACCUGCCAUCAUUUGGGUUACUGUAUUUUGUGUUGGGGUUGCCUUGUAUGUAUGAGAGUAUUUGUAUUUAGAUUGCUUAUCGAAUAAGUGUAAGUGAAGCCGCACACUUUUUUGUUUAUUUUAACAAUAACAAAUUGUAAUAAAAAAAAAAUAAUAAUAAUAGCUACGACAUGCCUUGAACUUAUUUAGUCCACUAGCCUCCUGACUACCAGUAGUUCAAAUUUGUCCUCUGUGGAGGACCAUUGUAAACCUCAAUAUCUCCCACCAACUGCAUACUACUGAAUUAAAAACUGAAUUCCUUACUCAGAAAAAAUGGCUGCCAUCAGUGCAUUCACAUUUUAUGGGAAGAGGAAAAGUACUAAAGCCCCACCCCUUCACAUUUGGUAUCAUUGAAAAAAGGGGGUUUUGGUAGAUAUGCAUGUAACCCACUUUGGAGGUUGUUAGAGUUACAGUAUUGGCUACAAAGAAGAUACCCAUUUUACCCUUUUCUCUCUGGGAGUAUACACAGUAUACAGUCACUGUGUUACUUUCUGUAUACACUGAGCACACUCAGGCUCGAUCUGUAUUCAUAGUGUAACAGGGAUGAUGAUGAUGAUGAUGAUGAUGCAGGAAAUCUGAUUCCCUUUUUGUUGUUUCCUGUUUGCUUCAUGCACUCUUCGAAUUUUACACACAGAGCACCCAAACACAGCAGCUACAGAGCUUUUCUAAUGUUUAUACAGUUUCUAUCACAGCAGAUGCUCAAAAUACAAAGAUGAUGUAUCAAUGAAACCACUUCAGCUUCAUUUUGGUGAUGAUUUAUCUUUUAUUCUUUUACUGAACAGGUAAAUGGCAAAUACUACAACCAAGCCAGACUGCAGCUCGGGAACAUGGGAGCCCUCCAUCCCGCCAACCGCCUCGCAGGAUACCUCACAGGCCGCCUUCACGCACCUGCUGAUAUUUCUAAAACAAGCUCUCAGAAAUCAGAGCCUCCAAAACAAACAACCCCCCUCAGUGGCCUGCACAUUAAGGCAGCGGGUACAGUGGUCCCUCCAGUCAUAACUGCAAGGAAAACCAACGAUCUGAAGACCCCAGUGCAGCCACCAGGUACAAACAUCUCUCCUAUCCCUGCGUUAGCACACACAUCUAAACUUGUAGAAGGAAAAAUAAUCAACUCAAGAACCCUCUGACACAAACAGACCUGCAGCUACUGCAGGGAAUGGAAAUACCACCACCUAAAUAUACCCCUCUUAUAUCAGCAGAGGAAAGCAGGAGCGUUAGUUUUGUACGACUCCUCGUAAUUCUAAAGAGAACACUAAUGGAUGCACAUCUAUUUGUUCACUGCAUGUUAUGUAGAAUCCCUUCUGCUGCAUACUUUCCAGCAGCAAUUUUAAAAGAGAGUGAUCUUCUAAUUGAGUAUUUACGAAGGUAAACUUUGCUUACAGCCUCUUAAAACAUGGGUUUCUGUCUUUUAUUCCCCAGGAUUUAGCUUUACAGUUUCCUAGAUGUGGCAAAAAUUAUGCAUGUUUUCACCUUUUUUGUUUUUUAAGUUUGUCAAGAAAGUCAAGAAGAAACUGGUCAGAGAUUUUUUUGGGAGUUUUCUUUGUAUAAUAGCUGACUCUAGGAGUAUUUAUUCUCAAAACAUAGAGGCAAAAAUCAAUAAAUACUCAGAUACGAAUGUUGAAUGCUGAUUCUGAUCAAAACUUUUGAACUAUCUCAAAGUGAAGUAUUUGUGUUUCUUUCCCUCUUAUUAUCCCAUACAUUUUGUUUUUCAGUCUCUCUACUCAGACCAGAAGAAAUAGGAAUGGAAUCCAACACCAUGCCAAAUAAUUCUCCAAGCUUGACUUCCACCAACUCGGUCCAGAGUUUCAUAGACAAACAGCUCAGCUCAGCCAGCCCGUUCCAGAGCAUCUCUGCGUCCUCGCCUGUCUCUCUCACAGUCUCGCCAUCGCUGAAAACCCCCAGCUUCUUAGCACAGAGAGGAACAUAUUCAUUCAGGAUCUGCCCUCCAGCUAACCAGGGGACUGAAGGCAAAAACUUCCCAGGAGUCCCUCUGCCUGGGGGCUUCACCCUCGUUCAGCUCCCUAAGCCUAAAAGGGAAAGAGCUUCACAGUGGUCUCAAUCCGUCCCACCACAAAGGCCUGGUUUAUCAAACUCUGGUCGCUCAGCACCCGUUCCAGAUGUAAGGUGGCUUGACGUUUUUGCGCGAGCUCAGGAGGUCAUCAAAUCCGCACAGCCUGGAGCCUUCACGAAGCAGAUGUUUGAUGAGAAGAUGCGAUCAGCUGAGAAUGAGAAAGCCAAAGCCUGGAAAAUGGAGUCAAGUUUUGAUGUAAUUUCUGAGGAUCUAAGCUCCGACUUUUCAGACUUGGAAGAAGAAGCUGAUGAGGACGGGGAAGAUGUAAGUUUGAGAAAUAAGUCAUUUUUAUUAAUGGCUAAAAAAUCGAAUAAUUGUUAAUAUUGUAUUAAAACCAAAUCUGCAUGUUUGUUAUUUAGGAGGAUCUGGACAUCGAGACUGUGGAAGAGAUGAAAGAAGGGCUGGCAAUCACUAAAAUGAAAGACGCUGUGCGCAUGGCUUUGCAGGACACAAGGUAAUGCAAGUGAAUAAUUUUUUUUCACUUAAGGAUGUACAAUAUGUUAAUUGUGCAUAUUUAUUUUCUUGCUUUAAAUAAAAGAGUUAGAACUUUAGCCCUUCAUGUUUUCUCUCUUUUCUGCAGAGAUUCCUGCGAGGGGUUUGGAUUAAUUAGCACACUGGCUAAGGUAAGCAUGUCUGGCUAAGUCUUUGUCCUUGGAUUUAUGAGACAUUAUCUGUUUGGAGAGUCCACUGUGGUGUUGUGGUUUUUUUCCUUAUUUUUAUUUGAUAUCAUCUCCUCUGUCUCUCAAUUUCAGAGUCAACUGGAGGAGCAAAUUGAUGCCAUGUCUAGUCAUUCAAAACUCGGUAAACAGAAAAUGUUAGAGAGGCAAAGGCGCAAAGAGCUGCGGUGUCUCUUCGACAAACUCCAGAACAUUCUCCCGAGUGACCCCAAAGCCCCAAGGCUCCGUGUCCUCUCAAUGGUAAGUUCAGCAUCCUCAUCAGCAAAGCUUUUCCCUUAGUUAAGAUCGUCCACGACACAACAAACAACUGUAAAAACUGAGACUAAGGAUAACAACUUCACUUCACUACUUCACUACAGGCGGUCGAAGAAGUCCAGAGCCUGGUGGAGACCUCUAAAUGUCUGGAGGAGCAGAAGCGGAAGCUGAUACAGGAGCAGUCGUCCUAUUUUAAAGAGCUCUGUACUUUGUUUGGUGGGCCCUGCUUCUGCUGUCAAACUUAAAUUGAUUUAGAUUUCUUUUUUUUAUUGCAUUGUUAACACAACACUUAUAGAUCAGAGCAAGUCCACGUGUUUUAGAUUUAAUGGAAAAGGAAAAAUAAACCCCUAUCUGUUGUGUCUCCUCCAGGGAAAACAGAUGAACUGAUUGAUCACAGGCUGAACAUGAUCAAUGAGAUGCAAAAAACACAAGAGAAGACCAAUAACUUCAGACCCUUUUUCUCGCAACUGCUCUUGUCCAGAGCUGCUCUACUAGAGGCCGGGUCCAAGCAGCCAGAUACACAGCCCGACUCACCCAACGAUGAGUCUCCUGAACUUCACCCUCUUGUGGCUGCAGCGCUGAACACUGUAAAGGAGAACCCCAAACCCAAACCUCCCCUCGCACCCCUAGCAGUGUUCUCUGGAGCGCAGCUCAAUUUCAAUGCAGCCCCACCACAGAAGGAAAAGCAGCCAGAGGACUUGGAGGCCCCUGAGAAAGAUCUACAGAUUCAGGUGAAGGAGACUGUAGAGCAGCAGGAGACAGAAGUCAGCACUCCAAAAUCCCAGACAGAAUCCCAGCCUCAACUACCAGCAGUUGCAGCUACCUUUCAGGACACUACAGCCGAGGUGGCAGCCCCAUCUGAGUCAUUAUCUGAGGAAUCCAAAGAGCUUCCUGCUUGCUUUCAAAAGCCCGUUCCUCUGCCCCUGAUCCGCUCCAAGACUGGCAGAAUUAUACUUCCUGCAUCCCUUAAACCACGUAAGUGUAAACAUCAUGAUUUCACACAUGCUUCAAACUUCCUCAAAAUUGCUUUCUCACAUCUUUGAUUUCUUCUCUUCUCACAGUUGGUAAAGGCUACUACACAUUGACGUUUAUGAAACCCAGCGAGAAAAAGCCUGUAGAUGGGCUUUCUGUUGUUGACCCAUCCAAAAGCAAAGACAAGAGUUUACCUGGAUCCAACCAUUCAGAUUCAAAAAGUACACCAAUUCCUGACAGCCCCCAACCUCUAAAACUUCCAGCAAAGCCUCCAAGUCUCCCAUCUCCUGAAGUUGACCUAUCCAAAAACGAAGAAAAGAGCUUACCUGGAUCCAACAAUUCAGAUGUGAGAAGUACUACAAGUUCUGACAGCCCUCGACCUCCGAAACUUCAAGCAAAGCCUUCAAGUCUUCUAUCUACCAAAGUUGCCUCAUCCCAAAACAAAGACAAGAGCUUACCUGGAUCCAAACUUUCAAAUGCAAGAAGUGCUCCAAUUCCUUACAGCGUCCAACCCCGGAAACUUGAACCAAAGCCUUCAAGUCUUCCAUUUCUCAUAGUUGACCAGUCCGCAAACAAAGACAAGAGCUUACCUGGGUCCAAUCAUUCAGAUUCAAUAAGCACUCCAGUUCCUAACACUCCCCGACCCCCGAGACUUCAAGCAAUGCCCUCAAGUCUUCUGUCUUCUAUAGUUGACUCAUUCCCAACCAAAGACAAGAGCUUACCUGGGUCCAAUCAUUCAGAUUCAAUAAGUAGUUCAGUUUCUGACAGCCCCCAACCCCCGAGACUUCAAGCAAUGCCCCCAAGUCUUCUAUCUCCUAUAGUUGACUUAUCCCAGACCAAAGACAAGAGCUUACCUGGAUUCAACCAUUCAGGUUCUCCACUUUCUGACAGCCCUCGACCCCCAAAACUUCAGGCAAAGCCUUCAACCCCUGUUACCAACUCAUCCCAAACCAAAGACAAGAGCUUAUCGAGACCUAACCUUUCAGAUUUUAGAGGGACUCAAAUUUUUGACAACGCCCAAACCUUGAAAUCUCAACCAAUGCCUCCAAGUUUCUCAUCUCCUCUGGUCCUUCUCAACAAAGCAAGUCUAGUGCCUUUUGUGGCUCUGCAAGCAGUUAAGGAGACAAGCUCCACAGCAACUGUAACAGAAACACAGGGAGCUGCUUGCUUGAUUUUCAACGCGGUGCCCACGACUCCUACAACGCCUGACCCUGACCCACCUGUAAUCCGCCGUGGCAGAGGAAGACCCCGUAAAUACCCUCGUCCUGAAACGUUGCAAUCACCUCUACCCUGUAAAAUUGAAAACCCUACAGUGGUUGUGGAGAUAAAAACAGAAGACCAGGCUGUGGAGGUGACAAGAAAACUAGCUGUGAGCACUCCCCCACCAGCCAAACGGGGCAGGGGAAGGCCGCGUAAGGAUAAAUCCUUAAAAAUGUGGAGACCUUCAGGUUGUCGAACGAAGCCUUGUCCCUCUCCUAAAUCUGAAGAGGAAAGUUCUGACUGGUCCUCUAACAGUUUUCGAAGAUCAGGCGGUCAAUAUGAGGCAGACACCCCUCUCAUGGUAGUUAAGAGCGAAUCCAGGCCUUUGACCCGUGGUGCUUUGGGGAAGGACUUCCCUAGCGCAAAAAAGCGCUCGUGGAUAGACGUUGAGAAAGAACUGGAACAAGAGUUUGAGUUCGAAUAG
Messenger RNA from Xyrichtys novacula (pearly razorfish), 17214 nucleotides. The record is from the annotation of a GenBank genome assembly. NCBI's taxonomy places the organism in Eukaryota, Metazoa, Chordata, Actinopteri, Labriformes, Labridae.